Messenger RNA from Physella acuta, 1572 nucleotides. RefSeq names its product A-kinase anchor protein 14. NCBI's taxonomy places the organism in Eukaryota, Metazoa, Mollusca, Gastropoda, Physidae. Gene Ontology annotation, molecular function: protein kinase A regulatory subunit binding. The record is from RefSeq and is a predicted model, not a curated record. Gene Ontology annotation, cellular component: cAMP-dependent protein kinase complex.
UCUAGGCCUAAAAAUUAAAAAAUGGCUGAGAAACUCUUUUCGAAAAAAAGUUAUUAUUUAUGAUCAUGACGUUACUACGUGACAACUAUGUAUACAACAUGGUCGACAUCGAAGUCGACAGUCUUUAAAUUAUUCAUUAAAGAAAUUCUUUGAAGAACAUUUCAUCAUGGAGGAUAUGUACAUGAAUGAAGCUAAAAAGAUGAUAGAUGGCUUCAUUGAUUUGGCCUUUCGUAGACUGGAAACAAGUAUGUCAGACAGGGAAAAGUCAUUCGAAUCUAUCAAGCAACUUCACAAGUCACGUGAUCAAAAAGUUCAAGAGGAUGAAAACUACACAAUUGAAAACAUUGAAUGGUUAACUAUUGAGGAAUUCACAGCUGAAAAGGGUGAAAUGAAAAUCCGAGAUUUUAUUAAGACAUGGGAGUUUGAAAAUUGUUGGUUAUACUGUGUAGAUUUCCUGAGCGAAGAAGACCAUGAAUUUGACAGGCGCUACUAUUACCGUGUAAAGUGGAGCAUCCCAACUCGCCGCAAGCCCAUUCCUAGAGCGACAGCUUCAGUCUAUUUUACUUUUGUGGUGUCAAAAAUUAGACCGCCGAAUGACCCUGCUGAAGUCUUUUAUGUAUUUGAAACAAACAGGUUGAUCCAUAAGCCUGGGCUGUCACGUUUUAGGGAGAUGUGGCUUAAGGAUAUCAUAGAAAGCAAAGUAAAGAUGAUUAAUGCAGUGACUUUUUAAUGUCCGACCUGCCUGCUUGUGGUUUAUGGUGCAUAUUUAACAGCUGAACAAGUUAUGAAAACAAAAGAGCUUAGAGAGAAUUUCGGAGAAAAAAAUGUUAAUUCUUAUGUUCUUCACAUGUAAGAAAGUUACAGAUGGUGGGUGAUGUUGGCAGAAAACUAGAAUUAAGAUAGUUAAAAUUGUUACAAAUUGUAGCAACCAAGACUAAUUGAGUCAGUAAAAGAGUGUAUUUUUAGUCCUUGUAUAUACUAUAGCUACAAAAAACAAAGAAUGCUAAUUUAAUUCUACUGAAAUUUUUUUUACCUGCCCUCCAAGUAUUAUGAAUUUAAUCUUACCAGAUGUCGUGUACAAAAGGUACACAAAUUAACAACCAAUUAAAAAGUUGAUUAUGUUGUUAUAAUCACAAUAGUUUGGUUGUUAAAAUAAUUGUCAUAUAAAUUAUGUUCUUUUGGUCUAGGAAGAGUUUCAUCCUUGCAGUCUAUGUCAAUCAUUUAAUUUAAAAUACUAUCUCCAAAUGGGGCUGACAUUUUUUUUUAAUGCCUUUACAGAACAUUAUGUUGCUUUUUGAUAGACUUAAAUAUAUAUAUAUGAGUUUUAAUUUACAAUAUAAUUUGUUGAUGAUUUAUAACAAAUUUUAGUUUUUAAAAUUUUUGUAUUAGGGUGUAAAGUUUUGUUUCUAUUAUCAGUAAAAGAAAGCAAAGAUUUACCAUACAUACUUAUAAGCCUUAUUUCAAAUUAUUUUUUUGUGGUUUGCUUUAAUACUCAACAUAAAGCACAUGCUAAAGUUUUGAGAGUGAUUGUCUAAAGUAUUUUUACUUAUUAAAGCAAGUGAUACAUUUUAA